AUGGAGACAAAGCCCAUUCAUGGUCUCCGGUAUUCAAGGUCCAGCCUGAUUGCAUUGAGACAUUCAAGAUGUGCUAAGGUCACACCAUCAGCAGAUGUACUAUCCCUACUGAAGGAAAAUGGCAUUCUGAGGUAUCGAGGUUGCCGAGCUGGUAACAGAGCAAGAAGGAAACAACUAGUGAGGUCAACGGGAAUUGACUCUUCCAAUGUUGUUAUUGAUGCAAAUGUCGGAAAUGAAACAUUACAGCAUGUAUGUCACUGGAAUGCUCGCUCACUGAGACAUAAAUCUCUUCUUCUUCAAGACUAUGUCAUCACCAACGAAGUUGAUGUAAUGUUUGUCACAGAGACAUGGCUGACUGAAAAUGAUGACGCUGUAAUUGCUGAGGUAACACCACCUGGUUAUACUUUCACCAAUGUUCCACGCACUGGCAGUCGUGGCGGAGGUGUUGGUGCUCUGGUCAGGUCUGAUCUGAAACUACAUCAAGUGACUAUUGAUCCUCAUUUUACAACAUUUGAGCACUGCAUUAUUACAGACAAAGCUCGUUCGGUGAACUAUGUUGCUGUGUACCGUCCACCACCAUCCAGCACGAAUGGUCUGAAAACAUCUACGUUCCUCGAAGAAUUUGACAGCUUCAUCGAUGACAUGAAUCAGACUCCUGGGAAGCUACUGCUUUUAGGUGAUUUGAAUGUCCAUUAUGACUGUCCCGAGAGACAUGAUGUCGCACGCGUUGUAGAUACGCUGAAAUCCGCAGGACUCAAGCAGUACAUAUCAAAGCCAACUCAUCGACACGGCCAUACAUUGGAUGUAGUGAUUGCGAGGGAAGAUGAGAAUCUUCUCUGUUCCAUACGUACAGAUCCGAGCCUCAUGUCCGACCAUGUAGCCGUGAGCUGCAUGAUCCGUGGUGAAAGACCAUCUACAGAUGAACGGCCACAGGAAUAUCGCAAAUUCAGCAACAUUGAUCACACGUUGUUUGCCGAUGAUCUUGCCAGUUUCCUUGACAAUCAACCCUUGGCGGAGGAUGUAAACAGUUGCGUGCUCAAUCUUGACAGAGACAUGGAGCGUGUCCUGGAUAUCCAUGCGCCUGUAUGUCUCCGCACCACGCAAGUUCGUCACAGGCCAAAGUGGUACAACGAAGAAGUUGAUGCUGCAAGACGUGAACGCAGAAGACAGGAGCGGAAAUGGCGUAAAUCCCUUAAAGUCAAUCCCGAUAGCGAUCGAUCGGCCUACUGUGAAGCUAAAGCUGCUGCAGCUGAAGCUCUGUCAAGGGCUAAACGGUUCUACUACAAUGACCUGUUUUCUGAAAGUACUCCAAAGGACAUGUAUAGAGAACUGAAGCAUCUUCUGAAUAAGAGUAAACGAUUUCUCCCAGAUGCUGAUUCAUCAGUUGAGCUUGCCUCUACAUUCUGCACAUUCUUCAGUGAGAAGAUCAGAGACUUGCGGAGAUGUAUAGAUGACUUAAACGUUGACGAAUUGGACAAUCCAAAUGGUAUGGCAAUCUCAGCCCCUUCAUUCGUGGAGUUCCAGUUGGUCACAUCAGAGGAGGUUCAGAGGCUGAUCAAACGCUCACCCAACAAGACAUGUCCUUUGGAUCCUCUUCCAACGUGGCUCCUGAAGCGUCACCUUCCUGUUUUGCUGCCAAAGCUGACGCAUAUCAUCAACGCAUCGUUGGCAUCAGGCGAUUUUCCAUCAUCUCUAGGUGUUGCAUCUGUGACACCAGUCUUGAAGAAGCCAGGACUUGACAAAGAAAGAAUGAAAAACUACAGGCCAUUUCGAACAUAA
Strongylocentrotus purpuratus (purple sea urchin) is the source of this 1779-nucleotide messenger RNA. RefSeq lists its product as uncharacterized. Bases 1 to 1779 code for a protein of 592 amino acids. The transcript has a single exon. NCBI's taxonomy places the organism in Eukaryota, Metazoa, Echinodermata, Echinoidea, Camarodonta, Strongylocentrotidae. The record is from RefSeq and is a predicted model, not a curated record. Gene Ontology annotation, molecular function: catalytic activity.